AUGAAUGGAUUAACCUUAAGAAUAAGUGGAAGCAACUCAAAAAAAAUUAAGGGCUCUUUGUCAUUUAAUCCAGUCAUUAUAUCUGAUAAUUUAAUAGCAAAAACAGAUGCUGAGAAUUUACUACAUAAAAACUUUCAUGCAAUUAAUAAUGUUGAUGAACAACUUACAAUCUUAAAAGAAUAUUUGAAUGAAUGUGAUGAACUCCCUCAAAGUCUCCUUGUUAAAGCAUUCUUAAAUGCAGAGGUCAAACAUCCUGUUAAAUGCUUCAUAGCGAGAUAUAUAACAAAAAAUAGCCACCUACAAGAGCCGUUUGCAAAAGUUCUAUCAAAAGAAAUAUUAUCACAUGUCUUGGGUAAUAAUAAUGAUGACAAAGGUUAUUUGGACUUUGUGCCUAAAAUAGCAAGUUGUAUUGAGAACUUUCCAGCAGGCGCCAUGGCUGUUAAAGAAAUAGACCUAAAGCUUUCGGAGUAUUUGACAAAAUGUUUGCAAAAUUGUAUUGACACAUUAAGAAGCUUGAAAUCAUUAUCGCCAACAGGGAAAAAUGAGAUAUAUGAUUUGGCCCAUUUAAGCUUACGACUUUUACUGCAUAUUGUUCAAAAAGUACAUUGUGAAAAUGUUGCCAGUAUGAUGCCUUUGUUUAAUACAAUUAAGCACAAUGUUAAGGCGCUAUUGUUUGAAGAGGAUGUACCUAUGGACACAAAAUCAGUAUCUGGGAUCCUUUUGGUAUCAAUGCACAUCAUAGAAAACGGUUCCAAUUCUUGGAUUGAGAUACUAAAGUCUAAUAAAGAAAAUCGGGGUUUCGGUGAUUUAAUAGAAAAUGACUCUGCCAAACUAAGCCUCUACUCUGCUUUAGUCACCGUUGUGGCGGCAGAGGAACUAUUUUCAGAAAAUGUGAACAAUGAUUCUGCACUUAUCGUGUUGACUAAUAAUAUAAUUGAUAUAGGGGAAAGUACCAUCACCAGCUCGACCUUCACUCUAGGCGUGACUCGCACUCUGGUCCAGACCAGCAGGGCGCUUCCGAAGGCUCCCGAUAGCAUUUUGGGCGGGAAGCUGGUCGACCGCCUCCUGACCUUCGUGUGGUCCCAUUUGGAGCACCAUAUGGACAGCGUUCGCCAUCUGACAGCUCAGAUCUUGGCGAAUAUAGUGAAGUACUGCACAGCGCUGAAGAAGGGAGGUGACGACAAAGCCCUGGACGGUCUGUUCACGGCCCUGAGCCGCCUGGACCAGUGCCGUAAGAGUUACUACGUGAGUCUGACGUCACUCACGCUGGAGCUGGGCGCUCGCUGCAUCCUCCAGCGGUUCCCUGACGUCGUCCGUGACGUCAUCGCGGCGCUAGACAUACAGGCAGUGCAAGCAAGCGCCACAACAACUCUGGAGACCCUGCUGCAGAAGCACUCGAAGGAGUCCACGAGCGAGAUCACCUACGACGUCUGGGUGAAACCGAUCCUGGAGCGUGUCACCACGCAGACCCUGGACUCGGCGGUGCUGAACAUCCUGGAAGGUCUAUUACUUCGCGCUGUAAAGUUGGACGAGGAUCUCAUGAGUUUUCUUUUGCCGUACAUCAAGGAGUUGCCAAGCGCCGAUCUGAAAUGCGUCCUGAUGCUGCUGAGCGUCGCUCGGAAGUCCGAAUCGGGGGCCAGGGCGGGGCGGAGUGAGGACCAGUGGAGGGGGCUGGUGCCGUACGAGGUCCUGGAGAUGGCAGCGUCUGAUGCGGCCGAUGAGGUCCGCAGCCUGUCGCUCUCCCUGGUGGUGGAAUCGCGCCGCACCACCGAGGCGUUCUCCCCACGAGAACUGGGGCUGGUGCGUCGCCACCUGGCCCUCAGCGCCAACGCGCAGCAGCCAGACGCCCGGCAGCAGACCCUCGCUCUCAUCAAGAAGUUCGUGAGGCGUUUGGAAGACAGCUACAAGGUGCUGCGCAGACAGAAGCUGGAGAGCGGGUAUUACCUGGCCUUCGUGGACGACCUUCGCGGGAUGUGCUACGGGUUCCUGAUUCCCGGAGUCAACUACGGCCGGCGCCACGUGUCCCUGCAAGUGCUCGUUUGGUGCGAAAACGCCACUUUCGAGGGAUACCGACGGACUUGGAAACCGGAGUACGUUUUGCGGCUGAUGAUGCAUCUCGAAGACAGCUACGAGUCCAACAAGUCCUUCGCGUUGGAGAUCCUGAACUUGUGCCCAGUCGAACUGAUCGAGAGCCAAAAGUGCAGCGUUGGCCUUGAACUUGGUGAGAUUUUCCGUUUGGCCUCUUCGCUCAAGCCGACCGACUGCGUUUCGGCCGCUUACAAGAUGAAGCUGAUGAGGAACAGGCUCCCCGAAGAUAUCCUCCAAGGGAGGAGCAUCGAUUCGCCAGAGGGCGUGAGCUUCGCCCUUUUGAGCGACUUGAUGGCGUUGGUGCGCGAACAGCUGUCGGUUUGCCGCCGCAGCGUGGUGCUCGGCGCGCGCGGCGCUUCCAUGUACGGCGCGCUACAUUGCGCGCUGCCACGUGCUGGACACGCUCGACGCCCGGACGCGCGCUGGUCGACCCUCGUGGAGGAGGUGGUCGGCACCUGCGCGGAGGUGAACGCGGCCGUGGCCUGCGUGGUGAACAACUCCUCGCCGGAGGGCCACCUGCCCAUGGACUCGACGGGCGUGCUGAUCUACGACCACGGCAACUCUGCGAACGUGACCCUGGAGGACGGUAGACCGGUCACGGCGCAGAUGGUGCUGCUCUGCGCGUGGAGGUCCGUCAAGGAGGUGUCCCUCGUGCUCGGCUCGAUAUCCUCUCGGCUGAGCAUCCGAGGCGAGGGGCAGGAGCACGGCACCCUGAGCGUGCGCCAGAUGGUGCUGAUGGGGGAGCAUUUCACCAGACUCCUGGCGGAGACCAAGCAUAGGGGCGCCUUCGAACAGGCCUACGUCGGGUUCACCAAGCUGCUGUCAAGGCUGUGGCGCUGCCGGAGGGCUGAGCUGCACGGGCUGCCACUAGUCUGGCUGCGGGCGCUGCUCAGGCAGGUGGGGGGCGGGGCAGGGGCCGGGGGGGGGGGGGAGGGCGCGGUGACGUCACGCCUCUGCCCCACGCGCCGCAGCGCCGGCCUGCCCUUCAUGAUACAGGCGCUGGUGGCGACGGAGCUGCAGGUGAGCGAGCAGCCGCGCUGCCUGCAGGAGUGCGUGGCCACGCUGCUGCGGCUCUGCAGCGAGGGGGCGCCCCCCGCCAGGGUGCACUGCAGCAACGUGCUGCGCGCCCUGGUGCGCUGCGCUCCCCUGCAGCAGCACGUCGCUCCCUACAUAGGGGACGCCCUGGUGCUCGCCCUCAAGGGCUUCGACGGCACCACCUGGGAGGAGCGCAACGCGUCCACUCUCCUGCUGAGCGCAUUGACCGCCCGCGCGGUCGGGGGCAGCCGGGUGGGGGGCAACCGGGCGGGGGGCGUCCGGGGCGGGGGCGGCGGGGAGGGCAGCGCGCGCGGACGGAUCACGGGCCGCCUCUUCUUCCUGCGCUACCCGCGCCUAUACGACUUCAUGCUGGAAAAGCUCAACGAAGCCAGCCAGAGUGGGGAGGCGAGGAUGAAACCGUCCCUGUACCCGAUCCUCCUGCUGCUCGGCAGGCUCUAUCCGUCCGCUCUUGAAGGGACCGUCUCCAACUUGAAGCUGAGCGGCUUGGCAAGACCUGUGGCCGCGUGUGACAACGCCCCCCUUUCUUUAACGUGGCUGAGCGGCUUGGCAAAGCCGGUGGCCGCGUGCGCCAACGCCCCCUCGCUGUACACGCGCCGUCUGGCAGCCCGCGCUCUGGCACCGCUCGUCUCGCCGCACGCUUAUAUUCCGCAUAUAGAAGAAUCCCUGAAAUUGAUAGCGGACAACAGGAUUAGGAGGAAUUUCUGUCACGGUCUACUUCUGCAGGUGACAACAUUACUGGAGAACAAACCGGACAACCUGGUAUUAGGAGAAGAGACAACCGUUCGGAUAAAAGUGUUGAUCAAUCAAACGAUGUGGAUAUUGGAGCAUUUCGCGUCAGACCUUCCGUGCUACUUGAUAAUCGACGAGUACACGAAAAUGAUCAAUUUACUUAUAUGGCGUUUCCCAUCAUUGAUCGAUCGUUUAACGGUACAGAGAAUAAUAGACAACCUGGAAAUGAUUUUAACACCACACCGCAAAGAAACAAGUCUUAACUGUGGGAUGGAGGUAUGCCUCGCAAACGCAACAAGCCUUCAUUUUAUAAUACUGAAUAAGUAUUGCGGAAUCGAUGAUAUUGAAAGACUCGUCUAUAAAACACUAUACCAUCACAAUUACGAAGUAGUAUUGGCAACGCUUGACUAUUUACUGGUUCUUUACGAAGAAUUGGACAUCGAUAAUAAACUCCAAGAACAUUUGGACUCCAUAGCGAGGGAUAAAAAAGCCUUAGAAUAUUUCAGAAAAGAUCCAAACUACACGAGAACUCUGUACAAUGUGCUAAAAGGCGCUAAAUAUUUGGAGUGCAGAUACAAAUGUCUAAAAUUACUUUCGCUAGAAGACAACACACAAGAAUAUGUAAUACGGGCCAAUUUAAUUGUUAACACUGAAAUGUCUGCAAAAAUGGGGGACGAAGUAAUCCUCACAGAGCUGACUCGACUAAUCGAAAGCGAACACGAGAAUUUGACCCAUAUUUACCUGUACAGUCUAUCGAGUUUCCUGACUAAAAGGCUAAUGGAUUCCAACAUUUGUGGGCGAUACGUUCUCGAGACCGUAAGGCUGGUAUUCGCCUGCAGUUCGCCUGACAACAGCGAUAAAACCAGAAGCGUGGUUGUAGGGUUCUUGGAAAAGAACUUCAAGACGCUAAUCGAACUGGAGUUGUGCGAUUUGAGCGAAGAAGAGAGAUUUGAGGUGAGGGCAACUUUAUGGGCGACCCUGGUAACGGUGUUGGAGGACGACGAGCAUAUUUUGCGCGGGAGGUGUUCUCGAGUAGUGACGCAACUAGUGGGAUGCGGCCCAGCGGUGGGCAGCCGCGCCGCCCAGCUGCUGAGGCGCCACGUGGCCAGCGGCAGGCACGGGCUGCCGCUGCUCUGCGCCCUGGCGCUGCUGGACUUCCGGUGCCAGGUGUGCCUGGCGGACGACGCGGACGAUGAGUGUCGAGUUUUCGACCAAAACGAGAAGUACAACGUAUUCCUAGAAGAGACCGUGUGGACGGUGGCUUGCGCUGAAGAGAUCAAAAGUUUAUGCGCCGGCGAAGACCUCUGCGGCCUGGUGCUGGCGCAACUAGAGGAGCCGACCUUCAAGCAGACCUUCGACCGCCUCUGCGGUAGAAACGUGGCGGAGUUCAAGGACCUCUUGGAAGGUUCCGGCAACGCGGUGACCUCCAAAGUCGAUUUGUUCGCGCGACACCUGAGUGGGCAGCGGAGCUCGAGCGAUUUUAACCUU
This is a messenger RNA of Iphiclides podalirius (scarce swallowtail), 5361 nucleotides long. Lineage: Eukaryota; Metazoa; Arthropoda; Insecta; Lepidoptera; Papilionidae. The record is from the annotation of a GenBank genome assembly.